Messenger RNA from Xyrauchen texanus (razorback sucker), 4779 nucleotides. Its product is annotated as fermitin family homolog 2-like. Gene Ontology annotation, cellular component: extrinsic component of cytoplasmic side of plasma membrane; focal adhesion. Lineage: Eukaryota; Metazoa; Chordata; Actinopteri; Cypriniformes; Catostomidae. The coding region runs from base 182 to 2269 and encodes 695 amino acids. The record is from RefSeq and is a predicted model, not a curated record. The transcript is spliced from 17 exons. Gene Ontology annotation, molecular function: integrin binding. Gene Ontology annotation, biological process: cell-matrix adhesion; integrin-mediated signaling pathway.
ACGGACAGUGGACUCCAUUAACGCGAAACCUUCAGGAGCUCCGCAGCAGCUGGACUUUCACGAGGACCCUUUCCUCAUGAUAGGAUUAAACGCACGACUGAAGGAAAGAAAGCUCGCGGACUGUUGAAGUUGUGGACAUUGAAGCGUGUUUCGAGGAUUUGCUUCGGUGUAUUUGUGAAGGAUGGCAUUGGAUGGUAUACGGAUGCCAGAUGGCUGCUAUGCAGAUGGGACCUGGGAACUGAAGAUGCAUGUCACUGACCUUAACAGGGACGUGUCUCUGCGAGUCACUGGGGAAAUUCACAUCGGCGGUGUGAUGCUCAAACUCGUGGAGAAACUUGAUGUGAAGAAGGACUGGUCAGAUCAUGCUCUGUGGUGGGAAAAGAAGAAGACCUGGCUGUUAAAGACCCACUGGACACUUGAUAAAUACGGCAUUCAGGCUGACGCUAGGCUGCUCUUCACACCGCAGCACAAGCUGUUGCGCCUGCAGCUGCCCAACAUGAAACACAUGAGGGUGAAAGUGAACUUCUCUGACCGCGUCUUCAAAGCCGUAUCUGACAUCUGCAAAACCUUCAACAUCCGGCACCCUGAGGAGCUCUCUUUACUGCGCAAGCCCCGCGAACCCAAGAAGAAGAAGAAAAAGCUGGAGGAGGCCGAGGUGGAGGCACUGGAGCUAGAUGGACCGCUUCUCACUCCUGGAUCAGCCUCUGAGAUAAUAUACAUUGGACCGAUGAAAGGAAGCAUCUAUUCCAGUCCCGGGCUUUACAGCAAGACAAUGACUCCUACUUAUGACUCUCGGGAUGGCAGCCCUCUGUCACCCACAUCAGCAUGGUUUGGAGACAGCCCGCUGUCAGAGGGCAAUCCCAGCAUCCUCGCUGUCAGCCAGCCCAUCGCCUCACCUGACAUUGUGAUCAAACUCUACAAACCUCAGUCCCUCCUGGACAAGGCCAAGAUCAACCAGGGGUGGCUGGACUCCUCCAGAUCGCUGAUGGAACACGAUGUGAAGGAGAACGAGGUUCUUCUGCUGCGAUUCAAGUAUCACAGCUUCUUUGAUCUCAACCCAAAGUAUGACGCCAUCAGAGUGAACCAGCUAUAUGAGCAGGCGAAAUGGGCCAUCCUGCUGGAGGAGAUUGAAUGCACCGAGGAAGAGAUGAUGAUGUUCGCCGCCCUGCAGUACCACAUCAACAAGCUGUCCAUCAUGUCUUCAGACAAUCACAUGAACAACAGCGAGAAAGAGGUUGAUGAGGUGGAUGCUGCACUGUCAGAUCUAGAGAUCACACUGGAGGGAGGAAAAACGUCCAACACAUUGGGUGACAUUACAUCCAUUCCUGAACUGGCCGACUAUGUGAAAGUCUUCAAACCAAAGAAACUCACUCUAAAAGGAUACAAGCAGUACUGGUGCACGUUCAAAGACAUAACAAUCUCCUGCUACAAGAGCCGUGAGGAGGCGCUCGGCACGCCAGCACACCAAAUGAACCUGAGAGGCUGUGAAGUCACACCAGAUGUGAACAUCUCUGGUCAGAAAUUCAACAUCAAGCUGCUAAUCCCCGUAGCAGACGGUAUGAAUGAGAUCUGGCUGCGGUGUGACAUGGAGAAGCAGUACGCUCAGUGGAUGGCGGCCUGUCGUCUGGCCUCUAAAGGGAAGACAAUGGCAGACAGUUCUUAUAACCUGGAGGUGCAGAACAUCCUAUCCUUCCUGAAGAUGCAGCACAUGAAUCCUGACCCUCAGAUCAUAGAGCCCAUCACCACCGACAUCAACUCUGAGUGUCUGGUGUCACCGCGAUACCUGAGGAAAUACAAAAACAAGCAGCCAGGCUUUGUCAGGGACUUGAUCUCAGCCCGCAUCUUGGAAGCCCAUCAGAACGUGGCCCAGAUGAGCCUCAUUGAGGCCAAGAUGCGCUUCAUACAGGCGUGGCAAUCCUUGCCGGAGUUUGGAAUCACCCAUUUUCUUGCCAAGUUUCAGGGGAGCAAGAGAGAUGAGUUGAUUGGCAUCACCUACAACAGACUGAUCCGUAUGGACGCCAGCACAGGAGAUGCCAUCAAGACCUGGCGCUUCAGCAACAUGAAACAGUGGAACGUCAACUGGGAGAUCAAGAUGGUAACAGUGGAGUUUGCAGACGAGCCCAGUCUUGCAUUCAUCUGUGCUGAGGUAGACUGUAAAGUGGUGCACGAGUUCAUCGGUGGCUACAUCUUCCUGUCCACGCGUGCCAAGGACCAGAACGAGUCUCUAGAUGAGGAGAUGUUCUACAAGCUGACCAGCGGAUGGGUUUGAGCGCUGCUCUUCUCAAAGCAUCAGGGGGACUGGACUGACUUUCUUCUGUUACUCUCACACUACUUUUCUUUUCUCUGUUUUAACCAAUUCAACGCUCCACAUCAUAGGUGUUUGGAAACGUUAUGCUUGUGAAUGCAUUUAUAACACUAGCAGACGUACUUACAGUGGACACUGUGAGGACACCAAGUCCAAGGAAACAGUUCUUGCUCUGCCCUUAUUCUUAUUCUGUUUCAGAAGUUAAUUCCACCAGAGCGGUUAACUGCUUCCCUCCAGGAAUUAUUUAGUUAACAAGAUGAAGCAAUAGUUGUUGUCACUCAUGCUAGGCUAAUAGAUAUAUGCCGGCUUUGUGCACCAAGAAAUGCCAAUUAUUUAUUUCUUACUAACUUGUGUUAUAUUUACAUCGUCUUUAUGGGUCAUUCUUUGAAUGAAUCCUUUGCGACAACUACGUCACAUUCUUGUGCUGUCAUCAAAACACUACAGAAGGAAUUAUUACACUAGCUUUAAAGGAAGCGUUGAAUUUGUGAUUAUUUGCUCAGCCUCAUGUCGUUUCAAACCUGCAUGCUGUUGUUAUUUAUUUAAUUUUUUUUGUAGAAUGUAAAAUUUUAAAGAAUCUUCACAUAACAACAUUUCAUAGUGAAAACAGUUGCAUGAAAGUUGUCCAAAUGACUUAUAUUCCAAGUCUUCUGAAGCCAUGUGAUUGCAUUGUGACUUUAUGAAACAUAUUCCUCUUUGUUCUCAAAUCAAAUAUGACUCUGGUUUGUCAUCAUGAUGUUUGGUCACUUGUAGAUUUUUGUAGUCCAAUACAACAUUUGUAGUCCAUUUAAGAGCUUCGACUGAGGGGACCAAUUACAAUUUGGGUCUGUUCCUCACGCAAAGCUAUCAAAUGACUCCAGAAGACUUGCUGUAUAGUGAAUGAUUCAUAUGAAUCAUUUUUGGAGCUUGACAGAUGUGGUCUCUGUGUAAGCUGCAUUUUUUAAUUCCACAGAAAGAAAUAACAGCAAAUGGGUUUGACUUAACAUGAUAGUGAGUGAAUAAUGACAGGAUUGUAAUUUUUGGGGUGAACUAUCCCUUUGUUACCUGAACGGUACACUCGAGAUGAUCUCGCUCGGCAGUUUUUCAUCAACAAACCGAAGCAAUUUUGUCUUUUUAAAGCACUACUGCUGUAAGAUAAGAGUCUCUAUCAAGAAGCAGUAAUUUGAAGUUUAUAUUUGUGUUUGUGCGCUCUGCUUUUAGUGAUCAUGUGUGUUCGACAGUACAUUAAAGUGAAUGACACAAAUGUUUUUUGGAAUUAAUGAAUCUAUGGCAACAGAUUCGGCUUUUGAAGGCCAUUGAUUUCCAAAUGUAAGAAGUUUCUUUUUAUUAUUAUCAUCUUCCUAUGAAGUCUGCUAUUUAUCCAUCAGCCUUUAUUGUGCACCAAUAUAGUAUUAUUCGACAGCAUUUCAUUAUUAUGCACCAGCGAUUGGUCACUGUUUUAAAAGAAAGUUUUUUUCUUUACAAUAUGAAGGAACUCCAAAUGAAGUAUUGCAAUUUUUUUUUUGUAUCUAAUGUAAAAACAGGUUUUCAAGAAUUGUACAGUUGUUUUGUUGCUGCUUUUUUCAGUAAUUUUUCAGAAGUAUAUUUCUUUCCAGAAGAGAGGGAAAAAGCCAUUUUUGACAUUGGGGAUUCAUUCCUGCCAAUGUUACAAUCUUAUGGAGUUUAAAAAAUAUAUAUAUAUAUAAAUGCAUAUGAAGAAAUUAAAAAUAUCUCAAGCUCCAGGUUUGAGUGAACUCAUUUAGAUCAUAGUGUCUUUUAUAUCUCAUGAGGAGCUUUUGAUUUGCCUUUUGUUUUUCUUGCCUUAACUGAUGAAUAUCAAUAAUCGUUUGAUUCUGCUGCAAAAAACUUUUUUUUUUUUUAAGAAAGUGUCACUAAUGAUCGCUCAAACACUAUUGAAGUGCAGCAGAAUCUGUGUGUGUGCGUGCGUGCAUCGGUUAAUGUCAGUAUUUUCUUUUGUUUUAACAUAUGAAGGUGGUUCAGAGCCAGAAGUGUUUUUUUGUUUGUUUGUUUGUUUCAUCAGAUGCCAUCAGUGCAGUGCAUGGCCUGUUUAACAUUUUUUUUAAAUGCCAUUUACUUUAUAAAAAUAAAUAAUAAACAUUUUAUUUAAAAUAAUAAAAAGACAAUGGUUCAAUGUGUUUUUUGUUUUUGGCAUCACUGCAGUGCUUUUCUCCACCAGAGGAGAGCAGUGUUGCUGCAUACAAUUUUAAUGAUCUGAUUGAGCUGUUAUUGACCCUAGUGACACAAUUUGUCCCUGGAUAACUGUCAUGGUGAAUAGCUUGCACUUGAAGGUGAUUUUACACAGCUACAUGCUGUGUAAAAUCUGCUGAAAAUACUAAAAACUAGUGUCCCAUUACUGUUAGUAAUGUCUUAAAGCAAUGAAAGGCACACAUUGCAUGUACUGGAAGAACUACUCAAUGUAAGAUGUAGUAUUAUCUAAAAUAAUGGACCCUGUUCACAGGCUGUGAUGAUGCGUUUCU